GAUUUGGCGCCCUUCCGCCGCCGUCGGGGGGGGGGGGUCACGUGACACCCCCCUCGAUAAACGCAAGAUGGCGGCGCCCAUGUUGCUGCCCGAGUCCCCUCUGGGGAAGUUGAGCCAUCAAAAAUACAGAGCUAUUCUGAAGAAAGAAAAGCGAAAAAAAAAGCGGCAAGCGCUUGCCAAACUAAGAGACUCAGAAGCUACAGAAAAAGAUGAAUCAGUGUCUGAGGAGGAAGAGGAAGAACUGGAAGAAGAGGAGGAAGAGGAAGAAGAAGAAAAAAAACUUGAGGCAGAAAGACAAAAACUACACGAGCAGUGGUUGCUGAGAGAAGAAAAGGCCCAAGAAGAGUUCAAGCUUAAGAAAGAAAAAGAAGAGGCUGCAAGAAAACGUCAAGAAGAAGAAGAGGUGAUGUAUAAACUGAGUGUUACACUUGUGUCUGGCAAUAAGAGGAAGAUCAAAGAAGAAUGGGAGGAGCAGCAAAGAAAAGAGAGAGAAGCGGCACAGCAGAAGCAACAGGAGAAGAGAGAGAGAGAGGCAGCUGUGCAGAGGAUGCUGGAUCAAGCUGAAAGCCAGCUAGAGAAUGGUGUGACCUGGCAUAACCCAGAGCCCCCAGAGAAUAUAGGAACAGAGAAGGACAGAGCGAACUGCCCGUUCUAUAUUAAAACAGGUUCCUGCCGAUUUGGAGACAGGUGUUCUCGCAAGCAUAACUAUCCAACCUCUAGUAAGACACUACUCGUCCGAGGGAUGUUCAUCACUUUUGGCAUGGAGCAGUGCCGGAGAGAUGACUAUGACACAGACGCAAGUCUUGAGUACAGUGAUGAGGAGACCUACCAGCAGUUCCUGGAGUUCUAUGAGGACGUGCUCCCUGAGUUUCAGAAUGUGGGGAAGGUUGUUCAAUUCAAGGUCAGUUGCAACUAUGAGCCCCACCUGCGAGGAAAUGUGUAUGUCCAGUAUCAGUCGGAGAAGGACUGUCAGGCAGCUCUUGCUCUAUUUAGUGGACGAUGGUAUGCAGGCCGACAGCUUCAUUGUGAAUUUUGUCCUGUGACAAGGUGGAAAACUGCUAUAUGUGGCUUAUUUGAAAGGCAGAAGUGUCCAAGAGGGAAGCACUGCAACUUUCUUCAUGUAUUCAAAAAUCCAAACAAUGAGUUUUGGGAGGCCAAUAGAGACAUACGUAUUUCUCCUGAACGGACUAAUCAGUUGUCUAAAAACUCUGAAAGGAGAAACAGAACAAGCCAUCGUGAUGACUAUUACAGCCGGUCAAGGAGAAGGGGCAGCCCAAGCCCAGAUCAUUCUUACCGGAGAAAUGGCGAAUCUGAGAGAAAAAAGAAUCGCCGCAAAAACAAGAGAAGGCGCCGAUCUGGAAGGUCAAGAAGUCGAGAAAGGAGGAGGUCUCGCAGCAGGGGGAGAAAGAGGAGAGGCCGCAGUCGCAGCAGAAGUCAUAGUCGAACGCGCAGUAGGAGCAGAAGUCGGAGUUCCUCGCGAUCCAGGAGCAGGGGUAAAAAGAGAUCGAGCAGCAGAGGAAAAAAUAGUGAAACUCCCAAAACAAAGUGAGAAUUACUUUUAGAAAUUGCUAAUUGAUCAAACAUAGAGCUGACAAAGAAAUCUUUCCAGUAGGGCACCAGAUAUAUUUGAGUUUCAAAUAAAGUGUUCUUGCACAUUAAAAUGUUUCUUCCUAAUAAAGGAACCUAGUUUAUUGUGUGCUAAGCUUCAGAAAAUUAAAAGUUUAAGUCCUACAUAAGGUGUGAAUGUCAAGUACUCUAGCUACUCUGUCCCUCUGAACUGCUGCAACAUCUGGAUGCAUACCGAGUACAAAUAGAAAGAGAAGUAAAGCUUAUUUGGUAUACGCUUAUUUCUGUGUUAUGUGUGUGUUAAGUGUUUACUGUCCCUGUAAGGAGUUAGUACAGAACAGCCAGUGUGCUGUAAAUUCACACCACAGCAUACUGCAAAUUGAAGUCCAUGUAGAAGACUGCCAUUUAUGUUUUCCAUCUGUUUAUGGGAAAUCUCUUUCUAGAUAAAGUAGAUAUAAUCAUGUUAUGAGUUGGAGAAAAGGGAUCUAAAAGACAUCACUGUUUGAUUGUACAAUACUUGCCCAGCAGGAGCUCUGUGGUCGUAAGUGUUGGAUUUUUCUCUCUGACUGAGCUGCUGAGCUAAUUGCCUGUAGGGAUUGCAGUAGACUAAAACCAAGUAGGAAAAACAAUCAAUUUAUUCAGUACCUUAAUCCCCAAGUAAGAGUGGAGACCAUGCACUUGUAAUCCUUGAGUGAGGAUAGAAAAUACUUUGCAUACCUCUUGGUUGCAUACCAUUUGUAGUUGAAAACAACCUGCCUAACCUGUGAUGGAGUGGUGGAAGAGUGUCUGUCUGGUAACCAAAGAUGCAUAUGUAGUUGUGAAGGCUCAAGAUGAUGGUUGCAGAGUGGCUGAAGAAACCGAAGGUUUUAUACCUGUAACAAUACUUCAGGUUUUUGGGAGAGGAGGACUUGACUUAAAGCCUUUUUAGGCUUAUUUUAUAGACGGUUUAAGGCACCCUACUGGCUAGCUUCCCUAUGGUCAAGGUGGAGAGUAGGGUAGGGUACAUAAAAAUGAAGUUAUCAGGACAAAACCUUUUUGAAAUGACAGCUAUAUUAGCAAAGUACCUACAAUUAGCUAAAUCCUUACAAAUAUUUCUUCACUUUUAAAUGAAAGAUUUGUGCUGUUAGAUGGACUGUACUUCAUGCUGCUUAACUUCAGGUAUUUAACUUGGGCACCUAGGCAUCCGCAGACACUCGGAGAGAGCGGUUUGUGGCACUGAAGGUGCAGGUGCCCUAAACGGUCUGCAGAUACCUCCCUCUCCUUAGCCUAUCCAAAGAACCCAGGCUCCUGUCUUUAGAGUGCAGUUCAGACCGCCUAAGUUAGAAGCCUGAAGUAGGCAUGGAAGUCUUCCCAAAUAGUUAUUCCUUACGACUCCAACAAUGUAAUGUGAAGUCCCGUAGAAGAUCUGGAUAUCUGAUAGCAUUCCUCACAGCAAGAACGUUUUUUCCCCAGGACAGUUAAGAGUGAACGAACAUUGCUUCUGGAUAUAAUAUAUAUAUUUUUGCUUUUCUAAAUGCAUACUGCACCUAGCAUGCUGAUUAUACAUUUUCCUUCUUUCAUGUGUAACCGUUGUCCAAUAUGGAGUAAUACAACAAAAGUGCUAUAUAUUGAUGUUCAGUUCAAACCCAACUUUCGCUAUAUAUUGUCAUAACUGUAGGCAGAAUUGUAGCUUAGUUAAUUUGAUUAGAUGUUUUAGUUAUUAACAGAUGUAGGAGUUGUAAUUUAAUAGCAUAACUUUUGAAAUAAUAACUUUGUUCAAAAGGCAUAUUUCAAAGGAUAGACAGCACUAAGUUUUAAAUUACAUUUGAGAAAUUUGUGACCACCGGUUUCUCAUAAUGUAUCUUUUUCUGACUAGACCUUACAGACAUAUUUUCCCCGAGGUUUCUAUUUUUUCAUAGAUGCUCACUUGUCUAGUUGGGUCACUUGUGCAGAACGUAGCAAACUCUGGUUCGGUUCCCCGGAGCAGAAUUGAACUGGCAUUUCCUACUUGCCGAGACGCACCACCAGCAGGCCGGGAACAUCUUCCUUUCACCGGUGCUGCCUUGCGUCCCACAACUCGUGCUGCUGAUCUAGCCUGCUGGUUAAGGCGCUCGGGUGGAAGAGGUGACCUAACACCAUCUGUAGUGCGCUGUACAGCCUGUGUCCUGCGGCAGGGCUGUCGCCGAGCGUUGUCUGAGCGAAGUCAAGGGCCGAGCUCAAAGAGAAGCGGUGGAAUGGGUGGUGGGAACCUGUGACCAGUCGGGUGAAAUAAGCAAAGCUGGCCUCAGUAGGAUUAGAAACCAAGUGCCAACUAAGAGCCAUGUGAGAAUUUUACAGGUAAUUAGGCUCCUUGUCCCCACAGUUUUGUAAUGGGAUCUGGGAAGCUGAGCUGCUGUAUUUUUUUAAAAAAAAAAGUUCUUAUAAUUAAAAAAAAAAGACUUGCUCAGAGAUGCAUGUAAAAAUUUAAAUAUACUUUAUUUCUGCUACUACAAUGGCUGAAGCUUCAGCUUUUUUUUCUUGAGGUCUGGACCCAAACUUACUGGCUGUACCUCUGCAGUGUAGGACUGGUAGCUGCGAUUAUCAUUCACUUUCACAUGCAGUCUGUUUAUUACACAGAAAUUGAGUGCUGUAGAUCUGACAUUUAGUUUGCAUUUGUUAGCAUGAAACCCAGAAUCCAACCAGUUUUCUAACUUCAGAGUUCCUAUAUUUCAGUAUUGUUUCCUGACUUCAUAAUCUUAAGUAGUGUUAUAUGCAUGGUUUUGUGUUUCCUUAUUAGCCGAGUGAGCUAUUUAUUCUGAAGAGACAAAGAGACUAGAAGUUUUUAAAUGCUAAGCUUAAUUCUUCUUUUUUCCAAAGGGGAGAAGCCCCAGAAGAACACAGAAAGGAUUUAAAUUUGCAAGGAGUAACUUGUUCUCACUGCAUGUUAUUCUGCAUAUUCUACAUGAAAGGACCUUAAAAAGUGAAUCAAUAUUGGCCAAGUUUUGUUUUGUCUUUUAAUGACUGCUUAAAAGCAGUGGCUUUCAGAAUUCUUUUUUUCAGUUGCAAAUUCUGCAAGGAUCACAGAGGUGCUUUAGAGUGGUUGCGAAAGCAGAGCUGCCAGAAGUUGGUUAGGGUCUGCCGGAGAGCUCGGGGAGCUCAUUUCAGUCAGGGUGGGGAGCAGGCGCUCCCGUGGGAGGAGGAACGCGGCCCAGAUCGCGUUUUCCCAGUGGCAGAAAGGGAAUAACGACAGCAUGGCGGCAGCUCCUGCAGGCACAGGCACUACUGCUGCCCAGCAGCUUUUGGGCACUGGGGAAGCGGGCUUGCCCCCUCGCAGCAGCACAGCCUCGAGUUGUGGCAGGCGGCCGCUUCCCUGCGAUUUCCCUUUCUGCCCAUCCAGAGCAGCAAACCACCGUCCCCGCGGUGAGGAGCGGGAGCACGCGGCCACGCGCCGAACGCGAGGCUUUCAGUUCUUACGGCUGCGGGGGGAACAAGCACACGCGAAAAGGCCUUCCCUCGCUUACAGGGCAGAUGGUCUGAAACGCAGCCUAAGUAACCGCUCAGCUUAUGUCCUUUGGUGAUAGCAUGUCUUUCUCAGGUUCGGUUUUGCAUUACCUUAUUCAGUGUAUCAGAAAUUGCCCUGAAGUUUACUAGUGAAAUUCCUGUGCGCUAAGUAAUGUUUUUUUCAAAAGAAAUGCAAGAGCCUCCUUAAAGAUGCUAUUGCUUCCUGUCCUGGAUCAGCACUUCUUACAAAACGUGGAAGUCUAUGCUAGUUAAUAACUUAAAAGCUUAAUUUACUUUCUUACAUCAUCUAAAGAGUGCAGCUGAUUUUGCUUUCACUGUAAGUUUGUCCUAAUUAAAAUAAACCCCUAUUACUCCCCAUAUCCUUCUAUUCAGCACUGAUGUUAUCAGCUGAAUUCAGUAUCUAUCUCUGAUUGAAAAAAAAGAUACAACAUUGACAAGUUACACUUUGGUGAACUAGAAGACAGAUGACAAAGCAAGCCAUACAAGCGUACCCCAUGGCACACAGUAACUUCACAAAGGCAGCCACAGGGUGUCCACCAGCAUGGCAUUAACCCAAAAGAAACAGCAGGUGGGUAGGAAGGCCUCUUAGAGACCAAGAUUCAGCAAUGAAGACACUCAAGCCAACAAUCACUUGCCUAAACAAUCCAGAAAUUCUAAUUGAUUAUUUAGCUUGCCUCCUCCCUUUCCCCAUAAGAUAGGAAAUUUAAGAAACAAAAUUUUAUUAGAUAUAAGAAAUGUCCUAAGAUGGUAAGUUUUCCCUAUGCUUCUGCUGAUAACAUCAAGCAGUUCAGUUCUUUUAGAAAGCUGGAGAACAGAUUAAUCUGAGAAAUUUUUGGCUGAGACUAGGAUUGUGAACAUUGCAUUGACUUGCUCAUAAUUCCAUAUAAGGAACUGAAUAUUCAGUCUGUAUUAUCCAGAACCCUCUCUCAACAUGUGGUUUAAUUUUCAAAUGAAGUGGCACUACUGCAUCAAUUUAACAUCCACUUUAAUAAAUUUCAUGUUUAAUGUGGUAAGCCUUCCAGAAACUUGCUAAUUUAUUGCUUUCUGUACAAUUUAAAUGGAUGUAAAUAACUAAUCUUGGACACAGUAUACUCACACAUUUUUUAAUAAAGUGCUCAAGAACAGGUUAAGCACUGUAAUAAAAUUUCUCUUUUUUUACGCUA
This is a messenger RNA of Aquila chrysaetos chrysaetos, 6209 nucleotides long. RefSeq names its product zinc finger CCCH-type, RNA binding motif and serine/arginine rich 2 (gene ZRSR2). Gene Ontology annotation, biological process: mRNA splicing, via spliceosome. The coding region runs from base 68 to 1549 and encodes 493 amino acids. The record is from RefSeq and is a predicted model, not a curated record. Lineage: Eukaryota; Metazoa; Chordata; Aves; Accipitriformes; Accipitridae. Gene Ontology annotation, molecular function: metal ion binding; pre-mRNA 3'-splice site binding. The transcript is spliced from 11 exons. Gene Ontology annotation, cellular component: U2AF complex; spliceosomal complex.